AUGGAUGGGGAUGAUAUCACCAAAGCCGUGCUGAAUAAAGGGAAGCAAAUGGCUAGCGUCGCUGCGUCUGCUGCCAAUGGCAACGGCGGUAAGAAGAGAAGAAAAGGGACCGACUUGAAGCCGAUCGUCACCAACGAAGCCGCUUCACCCACUGUUGAACAGACUGUCACAGCUGAGGGAGUUCCCGCAUACGGUGUCCCACCAUCGCGAUCCCCCUCCACAUCUUCCGUCGAAGAACUCGAGACGACCGCUGAGGAGGAGGAUUCAGAAGACUACUGCAAGGGUGGUUAUCACCCGGUCACAGUUGGCGAAACGUAUAACAAUGGUCGUUAUGUUGUCGUGCGCAAGCUAGGUUGGGGUCACUUCUCAACUGUCUGGUUAUCCCGCGAUACAACCAACGGCAGACACGUCGCUCUCAAGGUCGUGCGCUCGGCCGCCCACUACACCGAAACUGCCAUCGAUGAAAUCAAGCUGUUAAAUCGCAUCGUGCAAGCCAAGCCUUCCCACCCCGGUCGCAAGCAUGUCGUGAGUUUGUUGGACUCGUUCGAGCACAAGGGUCCUAAUGGGGUUCAUGUGUGUAUGGUCUUUGAAGUCCUGGGCGAGAACCUUCUCGGCUUAAUCAAGCGCUGGAACCAUCGCGGUAUCCCUAUGGCCUUAGUCAAACAGAUUACAAAGCAGGUGCUUCUGGGACUGGACUAUCUUCAUCGGGAGUGUGGAAUCAUUCAUACGGAUCUAAAACCGGAAAACGUCUUGAUCGAGAUUGGUGAUGUGGAGCAGAUCGUGAAGGCCUACGUUAAAGAGGAAUCGAAGAAGGAUCACAAGGAAGAUAACCGCAACGGGCGGAGACGGCGUAGGACGUUGAUCACGGGGAGCCAACCGUUACCCAGCCCUCUCAACACCAGCUUCGAUCUCAGGCACAGCUCUCAUCCUUCCCACAGUAGUCUCAGUCAGAUGGUGAGCGAGUCGCCAGGUCCUUCUUCGAAUGAGGGCUCAUCGAUGAAAGAUUUGCUAGGCAUCAGAGACGAGGAUGAGAAACAAAAGCAAAGGGAGAAGACCACGGAUAUUCUGGAACGUGAAGUGUCGGGUAUCUCGCUGGAUAAGACGUCGAAUGACGAGCCGGACUGCGACAUUAUCUCCGUGAAAAUUGCCGAUUUGGGCAAUGCCUGCUGGGUAGGACACCAUUUUACCAACGACAUCCAAACGCGGCAAUACCGGUCGCCUGAAGUAAUCUUGGGUUCCAAAUGGGGGGCUAGUACCGAUGUUUGGAGUAUGGCUUGCAUGGUAUUUGAACUCAUUACGGGUGACUACCUUUUCGAUCCGCAAUCGGGCACGAAGUAUGGCAAAGACGACGACCAUAUUGCGCAGAUAAUUGAGCUCCUGGGGCCGUUCCCUAAAUCUCUUUGUCUUUCAGGAAAGUGGUCACAAGAGAUUUUCAAUCGCAAAGGAGAGCUGCGAAACAUCCACCGACUACGUCACUGGGCAUUGCCUGACGUGCUGCGCGAGAAGUAUCAAUUUUCAGUCGAGGAGAGCAUGCGGAUCAGCGAGUUCCUUUUGCCUAUGCUAGAAGUGUCCCCUGAACGACGAGCCAAUGCCGGCGGUAUGUCGUCGCACGAAUGGAUGAAAGACGCGUUGGGGAUGGAUGGAGUUGAUUUAGCUAUACCGCCGGGUAGCAGAGGAGAAGGGAUUGAAGGCUGGGCGACGGAGGUUAAGAGGAGAUGA
This is a messenger RNA of Aspergillus tanneri, 1719 nucleotides long. It is a transcript of the gene DSK1, whose product is annotated as serine/threonine-protein kinase. The transcript is spliced from 5 exons. The coding region runs from base 1 to 1719 and encodes 572 amino acids. Gene Ontology annotation, molecular function: ATP binding; protein kinase activity. NCBI's taxonomy places the organism in Eukaryota, Fungi, Ascomycota, Eurotiomycetes, Eurotiales, Aspergillaceae. Gene Ontology annotation, biological process: protein phosphorylation; spliceosomal complex assembly; regulation of mRNA processing. The record is from RefSeq and is a predicted model, not a curated record.